This is a messenger RNA of Danaus plexippus (monarch butterfly), 1163 nucleotides long. It is a transcript of the gene Mat1, whose product is annotated as CDK-activating kinase assembly factor MAT1. Gene Ontology annotation, molecular function: cyclin-dependent protein serine/threonine kinase activator activity. Gene Ontology annotation, biological process: nucleotide-excision repair; regulation of transcription by RNA polymerase II; positive regulation of cyclin-dependent protein serine/threonine kinase activity. Gene Ontology annotation, cellular component: transcription factor TFIIH holo complex. The coding region runs from base 161 to 1087 and encodes 308 amino acids. The transcript is spliced from 5 exons. Lineage: Eukaryota; Metazoa; Arthropoda; Insecta; Lepidoptera; Nymphalidae. The record is from RefSeq and is a predicted model, not a curated record.
GAAGUAGACUAGACUAUAAUUCACAAUUCAUACAUGUCAGUCAACAAGAUACCAACAUUAAUACAUAUAAUUCAAGCGUUAAGUUCGAAGUUUAAAAAAAAAUAGGGAGGCAAUGAUUACGGCUGUUUAGUUACAAAAAGUUUUGAUAUUAUUAAUAAAGAUGGAUGAUCAAGCAUGUCCCCGUUGUAAAACAACGAAAUACAGAAAUCCAUCCCUAAAGUUGAUGGUAAACAUUUGUGGCCAUGCUUUGUGCGAGAGCUGUGUUGAUUUAUUGUUUUUAAAAGGAUCUGGUUCAUGUCCUGAUUGCAAUGUUCCUUUGCGUCGUAGUAAUUUUCGUGUACAGCUUUUCGAAGAUUCCAUGGUGGAAAAAGAAAUGGAUAUAAGAAAACGUGUUCUCAAGGAUUUUAACAAAAAAGAAGAGGACUUCUCAACACUCAGAGAAUAUAACGAUUAUUUAGAAGAAAUAGAAGUAAUAAUAUAUAAUUUAGUCAAUAACAUAGAUGUGGUCGGAACAAACAAAAGGAUAGAACAAUAUAAAAGGGAUAAUAAAGAACUUAUUAUGAAAAACAAAGCCAAAAUCGGUAGGGAAGAAAUAGAAUUAGAGGAGAUAUUGGAAAUUGAAAAGCAAAUGGAGGAAUUAAGACGUCAGGAAAUAGCUAAGAUGGAGGAUGAGGCGAAGAAACAGAAAAUAAGAGCAAAGGAAGCUUUGAUUGAUGAGUUAAUGUUCGCCGACGGAGACGCUAAAGAUAUAUUGAACACAUUCGCACAAACUGUGGCUAAUAAGCAAGAGGAAGUUGUGCCGCUGCUACCUAAAGUGACACAGUUUUCAUCGGGUGUGAAAUUUACUAGAGGUUCGAGUCAGGCAAUACCUAUAAUAGAAGAAGGGCCGCUUUACAAAUAUGAACCGUUAGAAAUACCAGAUAGAUGUGGACCCGAUCCACCGUCGUUGGAGGAGAUUAUGAAUAACGGGUUUCUGCAUCACGUUAGAGCAGAGAACGAGACAGAGAAAGCUGGUGGUUAUACAUCUACUCUACCGUGUCUGAGAGCACUCCAAGAUGCACUCUCCGGCCUCUACCACGCCAGCUGACAUCCGCCCAUAGUCGACACUAUAGUGCUUGAUUAGUUGUUGUUUUUUUUUUUAUUUAAUAAAAACUUUUUGCUUU